GCCUUGUCGAUGAAUAGUGAUCGCGAAACUGGCCAUCGGAAAAGGCGACGGUGACGGCGGUGCGGACGAAUAUCAUUCUACACGCGGGCACUCUCUGACUCCCCUCGAAGGGAACGGUGUGAAUUGUUGAUAUACGUGAUUUGCGAAACGCGCACCAGUCGGCGGUCAGUCGGCAGAAACGCGGUGGUCUCAUUCUUGGACGGCUCAGACGGCGUGGCAAGUUAGAUUCUGCGGGCUCGAAUUGAAAAAGGGAAAUUGUGGAACACAGUUGUGCAUUGCUCAAUAUAAUAAAUAUAAUAGAUCUUGGAAUGAGAAGUGUAAUGUUAGUAAGUGCAAAGUAGAUGCUGAAGCGCCGUUUUUUUGUUGAUGUUACAAGUGCUAUAUUCUACGGUUCAAUCGUUUCGAUCAUUACAAGCAACUCAUAUCGGAAAAAUAAUGGAAUGGUUUGCGUGAGAGCAGCAGCAGCAACAUUACUCAGCAAGUUUCCGCUCGGUUGAUUAAACCACCAGUAAUCAUCUCUAGCGUGACUGACUGAGUGCAAGAACAAAAACCACUAACUCAGUGAUCAAUCAAGGUUUUUAACGACAGUUGUACACGUCAUAUUGAUGUAAGAGCUCCAGCAGAUGGCGUAUCUGUCGGAUGUUGACCUUGCAACGUUGCAUCGAUCACGGUUGGAGGAACGGGUCCAUUACAAACUGUCCUCCUGGUGGCAGCGAUCCGCUACUGUUGAUGGUCCGCCGCCUAAACAAAUCCAAUCACAACACGGCACAAACGGUAUCGCUCCGUCUGCUCAAAAAUCUUCGGAUCAUUGGCCCAGCUGUUCGGCCAACAUGGAUGACAUAAUCAACAAUAACGACCGUGAGUUGGCCCCUUCGAUUCGGCGAGUUCAACAGUUGAAAAAAAUCUCCACCAGCACCUGCGAGAAGAACACUUCAGCUCGCCUCGAGGGUUCUAGACAAGUGUCGACCAAUCAUCGGGCCGGAGCCGGUAGGCAUCAUUCGAAUGUGCACGUGAUAAAGCAGCGCAAUCGAAGCAGCAACAGUUGUUCGUCUAGCAGUUGUACCAGCGUCGGUAGCAGUGGUAGCUCCAAUGCGACGGCCACCAGCAGCUACAAACAUGUGGAGUGGAGUGAUGACGAUUAUCUUAACGACGACGGGUACUUUUCGUCCGAGACGCGCCGCAGGAGAUCCGGCACGUGGCCGCGAACACGGAGUUUGAACGCGCCCUCACCGUUCCAACAGUUCGGACCAUGUGGUCGGAUUAUGAAAAACUCUGCCAUGGUGAUGCAAAUUCAGGAUCCCGCCAGCCAGCGACUGACCUGGUACAAGCCUCCGCUGGCGGUACUGGUGAUAAAGAAGGUUCGUGACUCAAAGGUGUUGCAGCCGUUCGUUGAGCUGGUCGAGUGGCUCAUCCACGAAAAGCACAUGGUCGUUUGGGUGGAGGGCGCGAUCCUGGAUGAUCCCCAGCUGACGGGGAACAAAAGCUUCACCAAAAUUCAGGAUAAACUCAUAACGUUCAAAGAUGGUCGAGACGACCUGACGGACAAGAUCGACUUCAUCAUCUGUCUCGGAGGUGACGGAACACUGCUCUAUGCGUCGCUACUGUUCCAAAAGUCGGUGCCACCGGUGAUGGCGUUUCACUUGGGAUCGCUGGGUUUUCUGACACCGUUUCAGUUCGAUAACUUUCAAGAGCAGGUCACGAAUGUUCUGGAAGGUCACGCCGCACUGACGCUGCGAAGCCGUUUGCGGUGUAUUAUUGUACGGAAGGAUAAGACGGAGCAGGAGAUUUCGACCUUCAAGUCGUCGCAGGAUCCCACCACUAACAUUUUAGUUCUCAACGAAGUGGUCAUCGAUCGCGGGCUGUCGUCGUACCUGAGCAAUAUCGAUCUGUUUCUGGAUGGAAAGCACAUUACAUCAGUGCAAGGUGAUGGUCUCAUUGUGUCCACUCCUACUGGUAGUACUGCUUACUCGGCAGCCGCGGGAGCCUCAAUGAUUCACCCUUCGGUGCCGGCAAUACUGGUGACACCUAUCUGUCCCCAUUCGCUCAGUUUCCGGCCAAUCGUUCUGCCGGCAGGCGUAGAGCUGAAGAUUGCUCUCUCUCCGGACAGUCGAAAUAGCUCGUGGGUUUCCUUUGACGGAAGAAAUCGCCAGGAAUUGCUACAUGGUGACAGCCUCCACGUGACGACGUCGAUCUACCCGGUGCCGAGUAUAUGCGCCCAGGACCAGAUAGCCGAUUGGUUCGACUCGCUGGCCGAGUGCCUGCACUGGAAUGUGCGCAAGCGGCAGAAGUGCCUGGACGAGCUGUCCGACCUGACCGGUUCGGGCACCGAGGAUAGCGCCAUUGAAGAAAUCGAACGGGGCAUGGAUAAUUUGGAAACCUAAGUGAGUCCCCACUUGCUCACGGUUGUUAGAGAGAGGGGGGCUCACUGUUGGCUACAUCUGCCGGCGUAGAUUGUACCUGUGAGAGGAGUGGUGUUGGGUUGUUGGAAAAAGACAGAUAAAACCGUGUCUACUUCGAGGUUUGAAUUUUAAAGUGUGCAACUGAGCGAUGAAUUUUUUGUGGUCAAGUGAUUUCAGAUCAGCAGCGCAACAGUUUUACGAUGCGACUUUCAGUUACCAUUUUCGGAGAGUCCUACAAUCAUUAAAAAACGGUAGAGAAAUGUUUCAAAUUUUUAGUGUGAACGAGUUCAGCUCGUCACGUGUUAGGAAAAUAUAUUUGUGUUCUGUAAUGGCUGGGAUGUAGAGAACGAUAGUGCGAGAAGAGGUAAACCGAUAAUGCAUGCUAGUGAUUUGUUCAUUCCGAUUGGAGCCAAAAGUGUUAAAGUGAGAGAAUUAGAGGCAGAUUUGAUAGGCACAUUGUAAUCCACUGUUCAUGUUCAAGUUUGACGUAAGCGAAUACAAUAAACUCUAUGAUAAGAAGGCACACAAACACACAUCAACGCGGAACAAACUGUAAAAUCUAGAAAGGGUAAAGCGCAAGUGUGAGUGUGAAAGGCAAACGUUAUAGGCGAUUAGGUUACUGUUUUUUUGUUUUGUAUUUUUUUCAGAACUAGGUUUAUGAGUUUACGAACAAAGACAGUGAAAGAAAUGGCAAAUCUGGAAAAUCAAAACAAACUGUUAAUAUUAGCCGUUAGGAAAAGUUGAUCUUUUAAAAAUUUAUAUCAAGUAUUUAACAAGAAAUGAAAAAAAAAGUUUACGAAGCUCAA
This is a messenger RNA of Toxorhynchites rutilus septentrionalis, 3205 nucleotides long. RefSeq names its product NAD kinase-like. Gene Ontology annotation, biological process: NADP+ biosynthetic process; NAD+ metabolic process. The coding region runs from base 624 to 2381 and encodes 585 amino acids. Gene Ontology annotation, molecular function: NAD+ kinase activity. The transcript has 8 exons. The record is from RefSeq and is a predicted model, not a curated record. Lineage: Eukaryota; Metazoa; Arthropoda; Insecta; Diptera; Culicidae.